This is a messenger RNA of Drosophila hydei, 6860 nucleotides long. RefSeq lists its product as uncharacterized. The coding region runs from base 984 to 5807 and encodes 1607 amino acids. NCBI's taxonomy places the organism in Eukaryota, Metazoa, Arthropoda, Insecta, Diptera, Drosophilidae. The transcript is spliced from 10 exons. The record is from RefSeq and is a predicted model, not a curated record. Gene Ontology annotation, biological process: positive regulation of GTPase activity; signal transduction. Gene Ontology annotation, molecular function: GTPase activator activity; phosphatidylinositol-3,4,5-trisphosphate binding.
GGCCACUUAACAUACUACGCUAUCUAAAUACUAUUUUAGCAUUAAACAGCAAAUACGCAACAACAACGACAAGAAUAACAACAAAACGAAACGGUACAUCAAAUGUAUAAUCGGCAGCCAACAAGUUGUUUGCUGUUGUGCUCUUGCUGUGAUUCCAACUGACCGACAAAUUCGUUUCUGCCCGUUCAUUGCGAGAGACUGUGUCAAGUGUGAAGUGUAGAUACGUGCGUGCAUAUUAUUGUUUUUCAACUUCUUUUUUUUGUUUCUUUUGUUUUUGAUUUGUGUGUUGUUUUUACGCUUGUUUCUUCUUGCAUUGCAUCGGCUUUUGUCGCCUGGCGGUCAAGAGACAGAUACGUUUAAUCCCAAUCCAAAUUCCAUUCCGUUCGCGAACCGCGACUCAUUUGGCAAGCAAGAGGAACACAUAGACGGCGGAACGGGAGCGGCAACCUGCUGGUCGUGAUAAAAAGCGCUGCGCUAGUAUUCAUGGGGCAUGGAAAUGAAUCAUUCUAUUCGGCCCGACUCGUUCCCGUACUAAAAUAAAAUAAAAAAAGAAGAAGAAUAAGAGAACGAGCGCCAAUCAUAAAUAAAUAAAGUGUAUGUGCCCAACCUAAACGAAACGAUAAGAGUAGUUACAAAUACAACCCCGACUCCGACUCGGACCCGCACCCGGACUCGUACCCUCUACUCGCACCCGAUCCAGUUCACGUUCCCGGAUUUCCUAUGCAUCCACUGCAUACCAUUUAUACCACAAAUGUGCGCAACUAGUCGCAGUUGCAGUUGCGCGUAGGCUGUCGCUAAUGUGGCCAAUGAGUGCACUUCGUUUUUUUAAUGUGUGAGUGCCUGCGUGUGUGUGAGUGCCGCGCACAGGUUGAACGAUUUCGUGUUAAAUGUGGGCCAACAUCGACAACAAACAGCGACACAAAUUUCGCAUAAUUGCAUAGAAAUUUACAGCUGUCCAGCGACAAAAGCGAAAGUCCUUGGUCAUGGAACAGGCGGGCACGCAGACGCGUCCUGUGCCGGCGCCGCGUCGCCUCUACCCGGAGUUACGCGCCGCCAACUACGAGAAUAUCGAGAUCAAUGUGGGCAGCAAUGCCAGCCGCAGCCCAGCGAACUGUAACAACAACAACAGUGCCAACAACAAUGCCAACAACAACAACAACAACAACAACAUCAACAUCAUCAGCAGCAAUAGCAAUAAGAUGAAGCUAAACAUUAACGCAGAGAAUCUGCAUGGCAGCUGCGCGGAGAAGAAGCUGCCGGCCAGCGGGCAGAGCAAACUAAUACUGCAGGAGCAGAAUGUGGAGCAGCCGAUAUACGGGCCAGAUGCCAAUGAGAAUGUGCCCGCCGAGCCGUUAUAUGCCAUGCCCAUGCCGGCGCCCAGGCAGCGAGCACGGGCCGAGCUGCUACCGGAGAUGACGGAGGAGAUGGCCGAGCAGGGGAAGAAACAGGAGCAGCAGGCGCCAGCAGUGCCCUUGGUGAUGCGAGCGGCACCACAGGUGCCAUCAAAGCCGCUGAACAUUGAGCAGGAGCGACGCAGGCCCGACCGCUGCUCCAUCUCCAGCGAAUUCUCAACGACGAGCGCCAGCGGUGCGAACGGCCAGCCGGAGAACGAUUCACGCUACACAUCCAGUGGGUCGCUGAACUUCAGCGAGAGCUCGCAGAGCAACAAGUUCAAGUCGCCGUCACCCGGGUACGUAGACGAGGGCGAGCAAGUGGCUGAAGAUCAAGAGCAAGAUCAUGGGCGUGAUCCGGAGGCCGAACGCGCCGCCUCGUCCGAUCAGUCGGAGCUAUCCGCCAGCUGUGACGAUGACAAAAAUUUGCUUCGUUCGCUGGGCAACACCUCGAAGCUACUCGGCGAGGCGAUUGGCGAGCGGGUGGCCUUCAAGGCAAAGGGCGCCAAGAAGCGUCUGGACAAGAAUCUGAAGAGCUCCACGGAGGCCAUAAGCAGUCUGAGCGCAGACGCCAGCAGCCGGCUGAAGCACGCCAGCAAACGUUUUGGCUCCAAUUUCUCGCUGGGCAGGCGGGACAAGACAACGGACACUGGUGCCUUAUCCGAGUUGGAGCAACAAAUGGAGCUGGAUCGACGCUGCACCAUGCCCAACACGGACGUCUUCAACACGAUACAGUUCAGCAGUCCGCUGCAUCGCAAUGCCGUCGGCGGUGGCCAUACGGAUCUCAGCGGCAGGAGUGGCGUCGUAGGCGUGCGAUACGGCAAGCAAGCGUUUCCCAAUGAGCAGGACUACGAGGUGCCCAAGUCAAAGCCGAAGCCCAAAAUAAAGUCCAAGCCGCCCAGCUACGAUGAGGCGCUGCGCGCUCGGCCCGCGCCACAUCUGCCCAUGGCCAAGAAUCUAGCGCAGGAAGCCGCACAGCUUGUGCAGCUGCGCAAUCCCCAACCGCAGCGCCAGUCCAGCAGUGGCGAGUCGACAGGCGAGGAGCUGCCCAUGCCGACCUAUCCGGCGCCGCGUCUCUCGCAACAGUUGGACGUAGUUCAGCCUCCGGCGCGGCAUAAGCGUCGCAAGAACUAUGAGAACAUCCAACUGCGUCGACCCAAUGUCGACUCGGCAGAGCUCCAGGAGCUCAAUCGGGUGGCAGCUGUGGCCGAGCGCGAAGAAUCGCUGCUCAUUUCUGCCAACAUCGCCGUCGAGGAGGCCCGUGCGCCCAAGCCCGAGCGCAGCGAUUCGUGGCACUUCUAUGGGGACGCCAAUGAGCCCGACGCCGAGCCGGAGCCGCAGCCAGACCCGGAAUGUGAGUUCUGCUCUUCACCGGAGCCACUGUAUGCCAACCAGGAGGCCACCUAUGGAAAGAUCUUCGAGCUAGCCACCAGUAGCAGCAGCCGCAGUAAGGUGCUAACGCCACAAGUGGAGUUGGCCUGCAUCAGCGAGGAUGGGGAGUUGGAUAGCAACGAUGGGGCCGUAGGGGGCUGGUCGCCGCCGCAGCCGCCGCCGCCAGAGCUGAUCGAGGAGUUCGAUCCGCUGAUGGGCAAAUGCUCAACGCUGGCCCGCUCCACCAAGAGCAACGAGCUGCUGCUGCUCGAGCAUCUGCUCGAGGAGGACACCUACGGCACCAUCAAGCGCGAACAGGAUGACGUGAGCAUGUGCACCUCCGAGGAGGACGGACGCAGCGAAGCCCCAGCAGCGAAUGGCAGUGCAGCAGCAACAACAUCGGCUGCUGCAGCAGCAACUGCGGCACGCAACCAGCCGCAGAUUGUGCACCAAAACGCGCAGCUGCUCAGCGACAGCAUGGAGAAUAUGCUGGACGAUGCGGACUCACUAGACAUCUCGGAGAUACGUGCCCGGCCCUACCUCAGUCGCCUCGAGGAGAAGCCAACGGCAAAUCAGGCAACGGUUGAUCUGGCAGCGCCAUCGCGCAAUCGCACCAAUUGGUUUGUGGGCGACAAGUCGCAGACGCAUAUCGAGGGCGACAGCCCGCCAACCUACUUGGAGGCCAUUGGGGGCGACGGCCUGCCCGUGUCCAGCUCGGCCACAGGCGCUGGCAGCUCUGAGUCGAAAAACACAUUCGGCUCGCGCUUUCGGCAGACGAUGAAUGCCUUCUCGAAUGUUAAGUUGCGCGUGGAUGCCAUGAAGCGGCGGGCAAGCUUCAAAGGCGCCGCCCAGCGGCAGUCGGACGUGAAGGUGGCUCUGCAGAUGGUGCCCAGGCCGAGCCUGUCGCCGCUGCUGGUUCGCUACGAGGGGCCGUUGGCGCGCUUUCCGUCGGGCGUUGUCGAGGACAUACUGAAGGAGAUGCAGAACCGCAAGGCCAUAUUGCGGGAUCGACAGUUCCAGACGUACCUCGACCAGGAGAUGAAGACGCCCAAGGAGCUCAUUCCACUGGACACCAUCACGACGAUACAGUGCGUCAGCAACAGCCGCGUAACCGACAGCGCGACGCAUUUCUACUGCUUUGAGUUGACCACAUCGCAGCCAAAGAACGGAGCCAGUGGCGUCGAUGGCAUGUCCUCCAAUCCCAAUCUCCUCAUGACAUCCAAUGCCUGCGGCAAUGUCAAGCAGCUGCGUGUCGCCCAUCUCUAUGGCGUUUGCAAAGAGUCCGAGCGCGGUGUCUGGAUGCAAAAGAUACUCGAGAGCCUCACGAACAUUGUGCCCGUGAAGUACACCUGCCACUACUAUCGCGCCGGCUGGUGCUACUUAAAGAAUUCCAUCACCUCCGAGUGGAGCGGCACCUGGCUUGUGCUGCGCAAGAGUCAGCGUCGUCUCAUCUUUGUCAGCGAAUGCAAUGGCAACGUAGAGAAAAUGGACUUGAGAAAGGCGCGCUGCAUAGUUCUGAAAGAGAACGAUGAGUCGAUUGACAAUCUGCACGUGGAGAGCGGACCAAUUCUGAUGAUCGACUGCCCGCCGUAUGCUGUCUACAUGAUAAUGAGCUCGGCACGCGAGACAAAGAUCUGGCGACACAUCAUCCGGGAGGUGGCGCACAAUAACGGCUUCUCGCUGGGCGAUCAGCAGCUGACGCGCUACGACGUGCCCGUGAUUGUAGACAAGUGCAUCAACUUUGUGUACAUUCAUGGGUCCAUGUCGGAGGGGAUUUACCGCAAGUCUGGCUCGGAGAACUCCAUGCACAAGCUGAUGAGCGCCUUCCGUGCUGACGCCUUCAACGUGGAGAUCACGCGCAACGAGUACAACGAACACGACGUGGCCAACGUGCUAAAGCGCUUCAUGCGCGACCUGCCGGAAAGGCUGUUGGGCAAGCUGACGGACAGCUUUGUGUUCGUCACCGAGCUGGCUGUGGCCACCGAGAAGAUACCCAUCUACAAGGAGCUGCUCAGCCGCCUCAGCACCAUUGAGCACGAGACGUUGCGCCGCAUUGUUGGCCAUUUGGUAUUCAUCAGCUCGCAGCAGAGCAAGAACAAGAUGAGUGUUCAGAAUCUGACCAUGAUAUGGGGCCCAACGCUGCUGGCCAAGAAGUGCGACGAGCUUAUCUACUCCCAGAAAGAGGCCGAUGUGCUCAGUGAUCUGAUUGUGCUUUACAAGAAUCUGUUUCCCUGCGGAGCCGACGAAAUGAAAAAGGAACAAGCGAUGUUAAUGUGCCUACAAAAAUACUAUGCUGCCGCCGAGACACUAAAGGAUGCUGUAAAGCAAUCGGGUGACAUCAAGAUUUGGAUAAGUCUCAAUCCUAACCCGGACAAUACCACAGAGGAGAAGACUCAGGUCAAUGCCACAAUUUCACCCACAAAGACCGCCUAUGAGCUGUGCCGCGAGUACUCAGCCAAGAUGGGCCUGGCAACGCAUCAGUUGACGCUGUAUGAGGUUAUACUUAACGACAGCCUGGAACGGCCGCUGCACCACGACGCCAAGGUGUUCGAUGUCAUAUUGAAUUGGUCUUACUGGCCGGAGGAGGAUCGCAAGCACAAUUAUCUGGUGGUGCGACCCAUUGAGAUGCUGCGCGAGGUGCAGCGCGCCAUCAAGAAUUUGGCAACGGUGACGCCUGGCAAGGAGCUGCGCUUCGCCGACUACCGCACCAAGUCCUUCAAGCCGCUGCAGUGCGAAUUGCGCGAUGGCAAAAUUGUUGUCUCCAAAAAAGACAAAAACGACAAGACGAGCAUUGUCCGAGAAAUCUUUCUCCAUAGCUCCACGGCGUACUUGGGAUGCGAGCGCAAGCGCGACUUCCCCUGGAGCUGGGCCAUCACGUUCGUGGAGCGCACGCAAGCGCAGAUUAUGCGGUCACGCGAUGCACCCUUCAUUGGACACGUGCUGGCGGGCAGCGAGUGGGUCGAUCGAACCAUCUGGUAUUCGAGCAUUUGGUACUGUCUAUACGGCGAAAACAUACUGCCGCCCGCAGAGAUUAUCAUCAAGUGAAACCCGAACAGCCAAGCAUUCGCCAAUUGCCAACCUAAUCUGCCUGCACUAGCAUUUAAAUGAUAGUCAGUCGAGCUUGCAAUUUUCCAUGUUCCCAUUAGCUCUGCACUCUUUUGUGUGGCAUACUUUUGGCUGCAGCAUCGAGGGGCAAUCCGCAGCUUUUGUUUGCUAAUUUAACUAUUAUACAGUCCGCAAAGUAUGCAAUGCAAAUGGUUCUGCAGAAUUCACGUGAAAUGGAAUUUUCAAGCAUGCCUGGAAUAUUUUUAUUAAAUUUUUUUUUGUACUAUUUAAGCAUAGUUUGCAAUAUCGCUUAGUACGUAAGCGCGUUAUUUUGUAGAUAUUUGGAAUUUAUUUUAGCUACAUACAUAGGUACUUUUAUACCAGCGAGCACAUACAUAUGUUAUGUAUACACUCCGUCGCCGUAUUUUUUAUCUCUACUCAAAUUCGAUUUUUUCACAACGAUCGCGAUAGCAAAUGUGCAAAACUUGUCAAAAGGAAGUUGUCAUUUGUGUAUUGCGAGGAAUAAAAAGGAUCUAAUAUAGACUAAAUUUAGAUAGUUUAAUAUGUGAGCAUGCAUUACUCCAAAAUUGCUACCCACUGCGAAUAGCCAGUCCCCAUUUUACAACUAUUCGGAGCUCGGCUUGUCGACAUCCGCAUUUAGAUUAGCCUAACUCCUUCAUCACAUCUGUGUACUUAUGAGUAAUCUGCCAAAUUCGAAAUCUUUCUAAGAACUAUGCCAUUUAUCUUCAACCUAGCUAGUUCUUUAUGGAUGCAGAUGUGCCUAUAGGACCUUCAUCUAUAUAAGUGGCUCCUUAAAAUAAAUAUAAACUGGCAUUCAGUUUACUUCGCUCUUUCCAACCACAACCAUAUUCUUAAUGCUACUCUUGAUUAUAUGACUUUUUACCAAUUAUAUAUAUAUAUAUAUUUAUUUAUGUGACUAUCAAGACCAUUCGGAUUGUACGCACGCACUAUAACCAUAUGGAAAGUACGAAAAAAUCAUAUAAUGCACCCAACAUAUUUAAUUGCCAAUGCAAGACGAUAUUAUAUGAAAAU